This is a messenger RNA of Anopheles marshallii, 549 nucleotides long. RefSeq lists its product as uncharacterized. Bases 1 to 549 code for a protein of 182 amino acids. NCBI's taxonomy places the organism in Eukaryota, Metazoa, Arthropoda, Insecta, Diptera, Culicidae. The record is from RefSeq and is a predicted model, not a curated record. The transcript has 3 exons.
AUGUAUCGUUGGCAGAUAUUAGCGCUACUGCUGUUGUCUAUAGGCGGUGUCAUUAGUAUGACACUGGGCCGUGUGUUUCAGGUGUUUUCUGUACCCUUGGAAACGGUGGACGUCGGUGGUUACUGUGAUCGAUUAGAGAGCCAACUGGAGGUGUCCGAUUCGUCGAUCAUUUUGCUACAAAUUGGACGACCGAGUAAGGCAUACGAGGUGAUAUCGGGGAACAGGAAUGUAACGAAGGCUACUAGCUGUGAGUUCCUGGACGAUGGUGACGAUACCGGGGAAGAUUCCAAAGCAACGGAUCUUAUUGUGAAACAAAUUCACGACAGUGUUGUCGCCGUAAAAAGACAUCGCAUCGUAGAGUACAUAACCCUGCUCACAGCGGACGGCGAAUAUCUGUUGACCCUUGAACGUACCGGUGACUUCGAAGAACCGAUUGUUUUCGAACCAAAGUUCGGUGGCGUUAGUGCGAAGGAGAAGCUUCUCCUUUCGCUCGUCGGUGGUGGCAGCGGUGGCCGCAUUAAGAGUUUGGAACGAGUAAAAAAAUCCUAG